Messenger RNA from Diuraphis noxia (Russian wheat aphid), 687 nucleotides. Its product is annotated as N-acetylneuraminate (7)9-O-acetyltransferase. The record is from RefSeq and is a predicted model, not a curated record. NCBI's taxonomy places the organism in Eukaryota, Metazoa, Arthropoda, Insecta, Hemiptera, Aphididae.
GUUUUAAGUAAAAGUUCAGCUGAAAUGUGGUGGAGUUCAAGACUUGUGUCACAGGGGGAAAUGAAUGAUAGUCUAGAUGGUAUCCAUUCUAGUAAUGCAUCUUUGCGAUUAAGAGCUCAAAUUUUGUUAAACUUAUAUUGCAAUGAUCAUAUGAAUUUUAAUGAUGGUACCUGUUGCUCAAGUACUGAACCAUAUACUUCAUUACAGAGUUAUAUGUUGGUUUUUUUUAUCAUUUGUAUUUUCAUUGGAAUCCUAAUGGCAGUUAGAUAUCGACAAAAUAGGUUAUCUAAAAAUGAACCAAGCUAUGUAGUAAUGAUUUCUCUCGCAAAAUUGGGUCUUAUAAUGAUUUAUUUUUACUUAUGUGACAGAACUAAYUUUUUUAUGAAAGAAAAUAAAUAUUAUUCUGAUGCUAGUUUUUGGUUGCCUAUUGGUUAUGUAUUUGUUCUCGGCUUAUUUUUCACUGAAGAAAGUAGAUAUACAAAAGUACUUCAUCGAGAUCAAACUGACGAAUGGAAAGGUUGGAUGCAAUUAAUAAUUUUAAUAUAUAAUCUAACUGGAGCAAAUAUCAAAACAUCAAUUGCAAAUAAUGUUCAAAUAAUGAUAUCUGCAUAUCUAUUUCUUACGGGCUAUGGUCAUUUUUAUUACAUGUGGCAUAGAAGUGAUGCAGGACUUACUCGUUACUUUCAG